Molecule: messenger RNA, 2946 nt
Organism: Epithele typhae
Lineage: Eukaryota; Fungi; Basidiomycota; Agaricomycetes; Polyporales; Epitheliaceae
Exons: 3
Coding region: 1-2946 (981 amino acids)
Cellular component (GO): nucleus
Molecular function (GO): histone binding
Source: RefSeq, a predicted model, not a curated record
AUGCUCUCAAUGAUCCCCCGCCUGUUCAGACAUCUCCGCCCGCCGCUCGACAUUGUCGACUCCCGUCCUAGAGCGUCGCUCGUCGUGCCCUGGGAUCACCACGAACGUGCGCCGCCCUUUCCUCGGCUGAUCACGCCCUCCGUAUCUCCCCCCAUCAUCCGCCCCUGGCAGCACACCCGCGACAUCCCACCCGCCGCGAAACGACGCCGGCUGUCUUCAACACCCUCCUCGUCCUCGAUCCUCCGCGCGUCGACGUCCCGGCAGCCAUCCGUCGCGCCCGCGCUCGAGUCGAGCAACCGGCUGUUCGAGUUCUGGGACUCGCUCGCGGUGCGGUACAACAAGCCCCUGGACGAGGAUGACAUCGUAGACCUCCGCGACCUCGCGCUGCUCAAGGACCGGGGCGUGACGCGUGCAGCCGUGGGUACGUACGAGAUCGGGAGCCUCACGGCCCCGCCGGUGGAGGACGACGCGGCGAGCCACGCAGGCGAGGCGGAAGAGGAGGAGGAUGAGGAAGGCGAGUCGGUGGACGAGUCCGCGGAUGAGCUCGAUCUGUUGGCCCAGGCGCCGCCGCCGCCGCCGGUGGCGACGAAGCUCGAGUAUUACAAACGCUGGGUCGUGCCACCUGCGGACGCAGCGAACCCGGAGGACUUAGAGGCGUUCAGGGAGUUUGAGGAGGCAGAGAGGCAGAGGCGGGAGCUGGGUGGUUUGGACGUGGACUACGACGACGGGCCGGAAGACUCGGGCCCGCCGGCUUCGUUCAGCUCUGACCCGGGGCCGUUCUCUGCUCUCACAGAUCUCGGCGAUGACAAGGAGGAGGAACCCUUGGACCUGCUGCCGCCCCGUCGUCGGUCGCCGAACCCACCGCCCAAACCCCGUCGAAAAUCGAGGCCGCCCCCAAAACGCGGCGACUCGUCCUCCGAGGACGAGCUCGCGGCCUGGAAGAUCGACGACACGCCCAUCCCCCGGCGCCGCUCCGCCCCGCCAAGCGAUGUCAUCGACUUGACCGGCUUGACACCCUCUUCUCCCGUCCAACCACCACCCACACAUGGCCGGCCGUUGUUCCGUGCCCGUUCGCGCGCGCGGUCGAAGUCCAAACCACCUGCGCCGGCUCCUCAGAAGCGGCCGGAAACACCGGACCCUGACCCCGCGCCCCCGUCACCCAUCGAGCCCGUGCAGCAGCUCCUGACCCCCCCGCGUUCGACCUCUGCCCCGGAUAGCGCGCGGCCCGCCCAGGACGCUAACCCAUUGCCCCGUGAGUCACCGAGCCCUCAGUUCCCCAAGGUCCGCGCGCGGUACACGCCUCGGCCUCGGCCUCGCACCCCCAGCGACGAUGAAGACGUCCCUGCGGGUCCUAGUUCGAGGCCGUUCCCUGCACCGUUCCCCAUUGGGCCCCCGAAAAAGGCGAAGAAAACGCCUCGAAGGCCCCGGUCGGAAGUGGAAGUGGUGAUCACGACGUCUUCGAGAAAGCCAGGUACGAGCCGCGGCCAGCCCCCGGCCGAGCCACCGCAGCCCCCAUCUACACCUCCUCCGAAGCGCAAAAGAGCGAAAGGGAAAGCGAAGGUCGCCGAGGCGCAACCGUCGCCCCCUGAAGAUGCCCCAGUUGCCUCCAAGCCGAAAAGGCGCUCUCAAUCGCAACCUAGGGCCCCGAGCAGUCGAGCCAAGACCCCCGAAUCCCCUCAACCACUGUCACCAUCGAUUCCGAGGGGCAAGAAGCGUCGCAGGGUGUCUUCGCUGUCUGCCAUGUCAGACAUCUCUCCAGUCAGGGCACAGGUGGCAUCGUCUCCUACCCACUCUGUCCGUAGUUCACUGCGCGGUCGGAACAAUUUUCCUGCUGGUUCCCAAGAUGGUUAUUCCUCGGACAUUCCUCCUCGGAUAUCGUCCGACCCGCCGGACGUGGAAGACGACGAAGACGAGGAUCCCCUUCUGCAUCUCAUGCCCCCGGUCCGUGCUCCGUCUCGCGCGCGCAGCUCCGCGCCCCAAAUACCCUUGGCUCCCGUAUACCCCCACAUGGCGCAUCCGUACGCUUCACGGCACGGAGACCGCACUUCCUUUCCUGCUUCUGCGAGCGGCCACGGUCGCAACGGCAGCGUCCCCGACGCCCGACACAUGUACUCGACCCCCGCCCCGCCGCUCCAGGAUCCGCAGGCCCAAUUCAUGCUUGCCCAGGCGUGGCACAGCCUGUCGUACCUCAUGGCGUCCGGCGCGCUCCCUCCGCCCCCGCCCUCGGGCCCUGGGUACAGCUUCCCCACCGUUGCGCCCCGGCCGCCGUACACGCCAAGCCACCAGCGCUACCGCACUCGCCCCGCGCACGGGCUGGACACACCCUCAUCGUCGUCCGAGGCCGGGCCGUCGCGCGCGGGGCCCGCGUACGCGACGCCCACGCACCACGCCCACUCUUACGCCCACUCCCACCCGCACCCAGCGCACGGGUACUCGUACGGGUUCGGCUCUGGCUUCUCGGACGGCACGCUCCCGCCGUCGUCGCCGAUCUCGUCCCUGCGUUCGUCGCCGAUGCUGCGGCCCGCGUCGGUGCCCCCGGGGCAGCGGAGCCGGUCGCGCGGGCGAAGGGUGUCGUUCAGGCUCGACGCGGACGAUCGCCCUCUUCCGCCGCCACCACCUUCGAGGCGCGAAGAAGAGGAAGAAGAAGAAGAAGACGCCGACGACGACGACGAUAGCGAGCAAGGACCGCAUUAUGCGCGCCAGGCCCAGCCAAGGCCGCAGGCGAGGAGUAAAGGCAAAGCUCGGGCCGCGUUCGUUCCCGCAGAGGAGGAAGAGGAGAGCUGCGACGAGGACGUCCCGUCAUCCGCGUACAGGAACGGACGGCCGCUCCCGGUCGCCGCACGCCCGCCGACGCCCGCGCGGGGAAGGGCGCCACAGAGGGCGCAGACUCCUGCUCCGCCGUCGUACCGCGACAAGGGCUCGUCGGCGCGGGGCGCGCAGUGGUGA